This is a messenger RNA of Porites evermanni, 2701 nucleotides long. Lineage: Eukaryota; Metazoa; Cnidaria; Anthozoa; Scleractinia; Poritidae. The record is from the annotation of a GenBank genome assembly.
AUGGAUUCCUCGUAUCUCCUAGUUUGCCUUUUAAAUGCCUUUUUAUUCUACACCGCCACCAUGCUAAACAUUGUUACAAUCCACGCCAUAAGAAAAACUCCGUCCUUGUCAAAGAAUUUAAAAACAUUGCUCCUUAGUCUGGCUGUUUCUGAUCUUGGUGUUGGUUUAGUGGUACAACCUUUGAAUGUGGCAAAUCUUAUUAUGGAGUCGAAGCUAAACAAUGAAACUAGCAAAACGUAUAAUGUCAUCUUUAUCAAUCAAUCAAUCAAUCAAUAAAGCUUUAUUAACGGUAUCACUUCAUUAAAAAUGCUCUUCCAGUGAGCCGUUUACAAAACAAAAUUUUCAGAGAAACUACAUUAAUGAUAAAAUAUAUCUAUAUAUUAAGAAAAUCUAUCCUAUAAUUAAUCACACAAAAAUCAAUCAACCUUAAAGGUAUAUUAAAUAACUAAAAUAAAAAUUCUAUCUCAACUCUCUCAAGGCAAUACCUGGUUCAUGACAAAGAUAGGGCAGACUUGAAAGAGUUGAGAUUUAUCUCGUCUUUAAGCACAUUUUCUAGGCCAUUCCACAUGACUGCUCCCCUAUAGCUAAAGGCCCUCUUAGCAGCUUCAGUACGGGGCCUUGGUACAAAAAUGUUGUUUGAGGCACCUCGCACGUUGUAGGAAUGAACCCCAGAGGUUGGUUUAAACAUGUUCUUUAAACUCUCAGGGUAAAGGUUAUUUAGAGAUUUAAAAACACUUAUUGCGAGCUGUUUAGAGCGUCUUUGCUCAAGGGUAUCCCAUCUCAAGUCUUGGAGGAUAUCCGCAGAUCUUGUAUUAUAAUCACUAAAUGUUAUAAUUCUCCCAGCCCUAUUUUGCAAUCUCUGGAGUCGGUCACACAGACCUUUUCCCAUACAUCCCCAGACUUCGGAGCAAUAAUCAAAAAUAAGGAGCGACUAAGGCAUCAUACAUUUUCAGUAGGGUUUGGCGAGGCACCAGGGAACGAAUACGUUUUAAGGCCCCUAUACCUGCAGAUACCUUUUUACAGAUGGUAUCUACAUGGGAUUGCCACCCCAAUGCCUCGUCAACCUCUAUUCCCAGAUACCUAUAAUUAGUCACCCGAGUCAAUUGUUGACUAUUAACAGUAACGUUUAAGUCACCAUUUAAAUGCCUUAGUCGGUAGUGGCUUCCAAUUAUCAUAUAUUUUGUCUUUUUGACAUUUAAUGUGAGUUUAUUGGAUUUCAGCCACUUUUGAACCUCAUCCAAGUCUUUGUUUAACUUUUCUUCAAGAGUUGCGGGGUCAUAGGCGGAAAGGGUAAGCGAGGUGUCAUCAGCAUACAUGAGUGCAGAUGAUGACAGCUCGCAUUCUUGUAGGUCAUUUAUAUAAAUGAGAAACAACAAGGGUCCAAGUACAGAACCUUGUGGGACCCCAUAACUAACAGGAAGAUAGUCUGAUAGAGUUCCAUUUACAUAAGUACUCUGAAAGCGAUUUGAUAGGUAUGAUUUGAACCACUGAACUGCAUGCGGGUCGAGACCAUAAAGUUGCAGUUUUUUUAACAAUAUGCUGUGGUCAACCGUAUCAAAGGCUUUCUUAAGAUCCAGAAAGAGUACACUGUUAAUUAGGCCAUCAUCAAUAUUUAAGUACCAGUUGUUAGUAGCUUCAAGCAAGGCAGUCAAAGUAGAAUGCAUCGGUCUGAAGCCAUGCUGAGAAACUGUCAGCAAAUUAUUGUGAGUUAGGUACUCAUAAAGUUGUUUGAAGAUAACCUUUUCGAUUAUUUUACUGACAACUGGUAGAAUAGAUAUAGGUCUAUAGUUAUUAGGAUCAGACUUAAUAUCCUCCUUAUAUAAAGGUAAUACUUUGGAAAUUUUCCACUCGUCUGGAAAAUACCCACACCUAAUGGAUAGGUUAAUUAUAUGGGUGAGAGAAGGCACGAUUUCAGGACAAGCUUCUUUCAAAAGCCUUGCAGAAAUACCAUCUAGGCCUGUAGCCUUGUCGACUCGAAGCGAACUCACUAAACGGUGAACAACACCGCAGUGAGUCUCGUUCAGGGUAAAACCAGAAUUUGAUGGCGUAAUGUAGUCCUCAAAACAAACACUAGUUUUUUAUCGCGUAUCUUGUCCCGGCGAAUUUACUUGCUCUCGCUACGCUGUUUCUCGUCAUUGUUCUUUGUGCAGAGAGAUUUAUAGCCAUUCAUUAUUACCUUAGAUAUCAAGAACUUGUGACACACAAGCGAGUUGUUGCUGUUGUCGUCUCAAUUUGGGUAUUAAGCGGACUGUUUUCGCUGGUAAGGCUGUUGAUCCCAAAGAGUAUUAUGUACGUGGUUUUUGGCAUUACAAACCUUGCAUGUAUUAUAGCUGCCACUUUCUUCAGUGUCAGAAUUUACUUGUCCGUGCGACUUCACAUGAACCAAAUACAAGUGCUGGAGCUACAACUUGCACCACAGAACGCUCAAAUGGUUAACGUUCGAAGGAUGCAAAAGUUUGCGAUGAUGUCAGUUUACGUUUGCCUCGUCUUAAUGCUUUGCUAUCUGCCAAACAUUUGUACACUCUUUUCUAUUGCCUUCACUUCUAGACCAAGCACUUGCAUAGAGCAUUUACAGUUUUACACUGUGACACUGGAGUUCCUUAAUUCGUCCCUUAAUCCUGUGAUCUACUGCUGGAAGAUGAAACACAUCCGACACAAGAUCAUUGGCUUCAUACGAAAUGCAUUUACGAAACAAAAAUAA